GGGAAAGAGCCUCCAGAAACAAGAGAAGAGUCGCUUUCAGAGGAGCAAGUACCAACAUGCCCAGAUUACGGGACUUCCAAGAAGAUUGUAACAAUAUAUAAAAGUCGGAAAUUGAUCUUUAGCCACAGAGGAGUCUGGCGGCGAUGCAGCGACGAUGCGUUUGAAUCAGGGACGGGUUCUUUAGAGGGAUCAUUUUCAGCAGAAACAUUUAAAGAAACGAAAUAAAUGAAGGCGUUGUAUACUGUAGUGGGCGCACAGCGGUUACGCGCGUUCGCGUGCAACGUACGGUUUUUAACGCUGCGCGAAAACAACAGCGAACGCUUCGCCGAUUCUAAUUAACCAUUGCUUUUGGUUUCACAGCAACCUUCAUUCAGAAUGAACCAAUGUAAAGUCAUGAAGGACGGCUAUCUGGAGAAGAGGAGUAAUGGACUUCUGCAGCUUUGGAAGAAGAAGCGUUGCGUCCUGACGGAGGACGGGCUCCGGCUGUACGACUGUAAAGGAGAGAGCGGUAAAGAGAUGCGCUUCGAGCAGAUGACCACGCUGGACUGCGUGGAGUAUAAACGGGGUCUGGUGUACUUCACCAUCGUGAUGAACGGCGGGAAGGAGAUUGACUUCAGGUGCCAGCAGGAGGGAACGGCGUGGAACGCGGAGAUCGCGCUCGCGCUCGUGCGCUUCAAAAACCGCGUCGCCGUUCAGACCGGCAGGAACAGACAUCUGUCACAUCUGGGCAGCUGCGGCGAGGGAGACGUCGAGCUCUGAGGAUUUCUCACCCUAGACACAGGAUGGGAUCCAAAAGAGAGAGAGACUGCGGACAAUAAAGUGAAGGCAGGAGCCCAAUGUUAAGAAAAAACCGGAUAAAAAAUGCUGAGAACUUUAAAACUCACAUUUUUUUUUUUUUUUUUUUGUGCUUCCAACAUUUUUCAAAGUGACACCUUUUGGCCUGCUCACAGACACUGUGGAUGGAUUUGUACAUGUGGGUGUUAGGCCAUAGAUGUUUUAUACACAGUGGAGUUUUUCCAUACACUUUUACUUGAGGUCAAAAGCAAUAGAGACCCAAUGGAUUGCUCUUCACCAUAAUUCAGUGCUAAGUUCACUCCUCACAACUCCAGUGUUGAAUUUUGGCAUGGACUUUUCACUUUUAAGAGACACAUUUACCUCAUGCUAAAUGGAGGACUUACGCUCAGUAUUAUAAGUUAAAGCAUGAUGCUGCUUUAGGAGACAUUAACCAUAGAUGAAGUAUGACUCACAGCUGCACUGUUUAACAUUUCAUAAGUAUUUGAACAGUGAAUCUGGAUUCAUUCUUGUAAAGGUUUUCAUCUGCACACAAAGCAUGGCAGGAAAACCAGACUGCUGUUCCCUGGAAUGUAUUCCGACUGGACGGAAAACUUGAUGGAUGUGUUUUUAUUUUCUUUUCCAUUGGGCAGUGCUGUUAUUACUACAAUUUUCUCCAUAUUCUGCUGAGCGGUUGCCAAAGUUAGAAAAUAAACGUCUGCGUUGUGAUGGUUAAAAAAGAUUAUAGAGGAAAUGCACAAAGCUCAUUAUGUCAUUAGUUACACAUUGUCCAAAUAAAGAGAAUGAUUUUGUGGCUUUGUAA
Molecule: messenger RNA, 1594 nt
Organism: Carassius carassius (crucian carp)
Lineage: Eukaryota; Metazoa; Chordata; Actinopteri; Cypriniformes; Cyprinidae
Product: pleckstrin homology-like domain family A member 3
Exons: 2
Coding region: 376-759 (127 amino acids)
Biological process (GO): positive regulation of apoptotic process
Molecular function (GO): phosphatidylinositol phosphate binding
Source: RefSeq, a predicted model, not a curated record